Ambispora leptoticha is the source of this 297-nucleotide messenger RNA. The record is from the annotation of a GenBank genome assembly. NCBI's taxonomy places the organism in Eukaryota, Fungi, Glomeromycota, Glomeromycetes, Archaeosporales, Ambisporaceae.
AUGGCGGCUACAAAACCUCAAAAAACUGGUCUAAUCGUUGGUCUUAAUAAAGGCCAUGUUGUUACGCCACGUGAAUUACGUGCUAAACCCUCCCAAAGGAAAGGAAAACUCUCACAGCGUGUGAAAUUUGUGCGUGAUGUGAUCCGCGAGGUAGCAGGAUUUGCACCAUACGAGCGUCGUGUCAUGGAAUUGUUGAAAAACUCGAAGGAUAAGCGUGCAAGAAAAUUAGCAAAGAAAAGAAGAAAAGUCGAAGAGCUUAGUAAUAUCAUCGCUGAAUCCCGUCGUAAAGAAAAAUAG